Molecule: messenger RNA, 1087 nt
Organism: Kogia breviceps (pygmy sperm whale)
Lineage: Eukaryota; Metazoa; Chordata; Mammalia; Artiodactyla; Physeteridae
Gene: PPIH
Product: peptidylprolyl isomerase H
Biological process (GO): protein peptidyl-prolyl isomerization; protein folding
Cellular component (GO): intracellular membrane-bounded organelle
Molecular function (GO): peptidyl-prolyl cis-trans isomerase activity
Source: RefSeq, a predicted model, not a curated record
GCCGGAACCCCGCGCUCCCGACUUCUGCUUCCGGGUCGGAGCAUGGCGGUGGCAAAUUCAAGCCCUGUCAAUCCCGUGGUGUUUUUUGAUGUCAGCAUUGGCGGCCAGGAAGUUGGCCGCAUGAAGAUCGAGCUCUUUGCAGACGUUGUGCCUAAGACAGCCGAGAAUUUUAGGCAGUUCUGCACUGGAGAAUUCAGAAAAGAUGGGGUUCCAAUAGGAUACAAAGGGAGCACCUUCCACAGGGUCAUAAAAGAUUUCAUGAUUCAGGGUGGAGAUUUUGUUAAUGGAGACGGUACUGGAGUCGCCAGUAUCUACCGGGGGCCAUUUGCAGAUGAAAAUUUUAAGCUUAGACACUCAGCUCCAGGCUUGCUUUCCAUGGCAAACAGUGGUCCCAGUACCAAUGGCUGCCAGUUUUUCAUCACCUGCUCUAAGUGUGAUUGGCUAGAUGGGAAGCACGUGGUGUUUGGGAAAAUCAUUGAUGGACUUCUGGUGAUGAGAAAGAUUGAGAAUGUUCCCACAGGCCCCAACAAUAAACCCAAGCUGCCUGUGGUGAUCUCACAGUGUGGAGAGAUGUAGUCCAGAGGAAGACUGAAUCAGGACAGCUAACUCCAAGGCCAUAAACAGAGGGUGUGGAGUUUCCUUUCUUUGUAACUCUGGGACCAAGACCUUCAAGGAAAAGGAUUGCUCUUUGUUCUAGAGCUCCACAGAGAGCCAUCAAGGUCUGGCAGAAAGCACACAGACUUCGGAGCCAAGUAGACCAGGAAGCCCCAUCACUGUCAGGCCAUUAAACCCCUUGGAACCCUAGUUUUUGCCUUUGCUUAAUUAUAACUAAUACAUACUACACAGAGUUGUGAAGGGUAAAUAAUAAAGGAGACAGUGUAUUGGCCGUAAAUAUUAGUUCCUUUCUUGGUUCUGUGUAACACACCUCUCAACUCUGCUCUGGGGCACCAAAGGUCUGGCCUGUGGCAAGAAUCAAAUAUUCUUGGUCUGUUCUUUGGGGAAAGGAGGGUUCGGGGUGUGGAGGAGAGCUGCGAGUGUUUUCUCUCAUGGACUGUCCCCUCCCCGUUCCUCUGAGCUGCUUCUCUCU